AUGUUUUGUCAAUCUUUUAUUCUGUCAUCGCUCCUUGCCUUGCUGAGUGUCCUCCGAGCAGCCGUUCCCUCCGACAAUUCCACUUCAGCAUGCGUGAACUCUCCUUCAACACGAUCAUGCUGGAGUGAAGGAUUUGAGAUCUCAACUGAUUACUACGAAUCGGUGCCCGACACUGGUGUCACUCGAGAGUACUGGUUCAAUAUCGAGAAUGGCACCGCCUCUCCAGACGGCAUUGAGAUUCCUGUAAUGACCGUCAAUGGUUCUCUUCCAGGUCCAACCAUCAUCGCUGACUGGGGCGACUGGGUCGUCGUGCAUGUAACCAAUGCACUUCAGAACAACGGAACUUCUAUUCAUUUCCACGGCAUCAGACAGAACUACACCAACUACAACGAUGGCGUUCCCAGUGUAACUCAGUGUCCGAUCGCCCCCGGAGACAGUUUCACUUAUAAGUGGCGCGCAACCCAAUAUGGAUCCUCCUGGUACCACUCGCAUUUCUACGUGCAAUUGUGGGACGGACUAUUUGGUGGUAUACUGAUCAACGGCCCCGCCACUGCGAACUACGAUGUUGAUCUCGGUAACUUGCUUUUGAAUGACUGGUACCACGAUACUGCCGACAACCUUGCCCUGCAGGCGUCCAUCUCUGGACCCCCGACGGCUGCCAACGGCCUUAUGAAUGGAACAAAUGUGUACAACGAGACGGGCUCUCGCUUUGAGACCGCCUUCGAGGCCGGGAAGAGGUACCGCCUGCGACUUGUGAACACAGGAGCAGAUAACCACAUGAAGUUUAUGAUCGACAACCACACUCUUGAGGUCAUUUCUACGGACUUUGUGCCUAUCGCAAAGGAGGACACCAGCGGCAACUUCUGGCUCCGAGCUAUCCCGCAAGAGUCAUGCUCUGACAAUGACAGCGCCGACAACAUCAAGGGGAUAAUCAGAUACGGCAACUCGACCGAAGAUCCAACAACAUCUUCGUACGACUAUGACGACUCCUGCAGCGACGAGGAAAUGACCAACCUCGUCCCCUACCUCAGCAAGGCAGCCUCGGACAGCUGGGACGUCGAGGAGUACCAAGACGCCGGCGUCCAGGUGACCGAGAACGCCUUGCUAUGGACCAUGGGCGGGUACUCAUUCCACAAUGAGUGGGACUAUCCCACCGUACUGCAGGCCCUCGAGGGCAACGAUACGUGGACCGAGAAGCAGCGUGUGUUUCAGCUUCCCGAGGCCGACAAGUGGGUUUACAUGGCUAUUUCAUCCGUCUUCGCCGCGGAUCACCCGAUCCACCUGCACGGCCACGACUUCUGGAUCCUAGACCAAGGCUUCGGCACGUGGAACAACCAGACAACCAACCUUGUCCUUGAGAACUCCCCGCGCAGAGAUGUUGCGAUGCUGCCGGCGAGCGGUCACUUGGUCAUUGCCUUCAAGACCGAUAACCCCGGCGCCUGGCUCCUGCAUUGCCACAUUGCGUGGCACACGUCUGGGGGCCUUGCCGUCCAGUUCCUGGAGCGAGAGUCUGAGAUGGUGAGCACCGCUGGUGUUCUGGACAGCGAUGUGAUCAACGGCACGUGUGCCAACUGGAGUGCAUAUGCCACUCCAGCUGAGAUUGACCAAUUUGACAGUGGAGUGUGA
Messenger RNA from Diaporthe citri, 1626 nucleotides. RefSeq lists its product as uncharacterized. Gene Ontology annotation, molecular function: oxidoreductase activity; copper ion binding. The record is from RefSeq and is a predicted model, not a curated record. The transcript is spliced from 6 exons. NCBI's taxonomy places the organism in Eukaryota, Fungi, Ascomycota, Sordariomycetes, Diaporthales, Diaporthaceae. The coding region runs from base 1 to 1626 and encodes 541 amino acids.